AUGGAUUUCCUUCUCUCGGUCAUCGGAUUCGCCGUCGAUCUGGGCAACGUCUGGCGGUUCCCUUACAUCUGCUACCAAAACGGAGGGGGAGCCUUUCUCAUCCCGUACACACUGAUGGCUGUUUUCGGAGGGGUGCCCCUCUUCUACAUGGAGCUGGCCCUGGGGCAGUUCCACAGGACGGGUGCCAUCCCCAUCUGGAAGCGCAUCUGCCCCAUCUUUAAAGGCAUCGGCUUUGCUAUUUGUAUCAUUGGCCUGUACGUCUCCUUCUACUACAACACCAUCAUCGCCUGGGCUCUCUACUACUUCUACUCGUCCUUCUCGGGCACCCUGCCCUGGGCGAGCUGCGACAACCCCUGGAACACACCGGCCUGCACCAACUACUUCGGGAGAAGCAACGUGACCUGGACCAACUUCUCCAGGUCCCCCGCUGAAGAGUUUUAUACGAGGAAGGUCCUGGAGAUCCAGAAGUCUGGGGGUCUGUAUGACGUGGGGGGCAUCCGCUGGCAGCUGCUCCUCUGCCUCUUCCUCAUCUUUACCAUUGUCUACUUCAGCCUGUGGAAAGGGGUGAAAACCUCCGGGAAGGUGGUGUGGGUGACGGCCACGCUGCCCUAUGUCGUCCUCCUUGUCCUGCUGGUCCGGGGGGCCACCCUGCCCGGCGCCUGGAGGGGGGUCAUCUUCUACCUGCGCCCGGACUGGGGCAAGCUCCUGAGCACCGCGGUUUGGGUUGAUGCUGCUGCACAGAUUUUCUUCUCCUUGGGCCCUGGAUUCGGUGUCCUCCUUGCUUUGGCCAGUUACAACCAUUUCCACAACAACUGCUACCGGGACGCGCUCGUCACCAGCACCGUGAACUGCCUCACCAGCUUCCUCUCAGGCUUCGUCAUCUUCACCGUGCUGGGCUACAUGGCUGAGAUGAGGGACGUGGAGGUGGAGGAUGUCGCGAGAGACAAAGGUUCACCUCCCUCCAGCACGACUGCCCCGUCCUGGCCCGGCGCUGACCAGCUGCCCUUGGGCUCUGUGUGCCCAUCGCGGCUGAGGGGGGAUGGGGUGAUGGCCGGCCCUGGGGUCUGCCAGGGCGCAGGGGCUUGUGCUUGGGAGCAGUUCCCAGGAGGGGAGGGCAGCGAGGUGUCUGGCCCCUGUACCUCAGCCAGGGCCAGGCACAGCUGCUCUGGCUUUGGGGCACCUUCCCCACGCGCAUUCCCACCGCUGCCAGCACCCAGGGCUGUGCCAGAGCAGCUGGGGAACAGCAAACCAAACCAGUGUCCCUUCCUAGGGCCGAGCCUCCUUUUUAUCACCUACCCUGAAGCAAUUGCCAACAUGGUGGGAUCCACCUACUUUGCCAUCAUAUUCUUCCUGAUGAUGAUAACACUGGGGCUGGACAGCACGUUUGGGGGCUUGGAGGCUGUGAUCACGGCCGUGAUGGACGAGUACCCUCAGGUCCUGGCCGGGCGACGGGAGCUCUUCGUCCUCGGCCUCAUCACAGUCUGUUUCCUGGGCUCCCUGAGCACCCUCACCUACGGGGGAGCCUAUGUGGUGAAGCUGCUGGAGGAGUUUGGUGCUGGCUGCUCAAUCCUGGCGGUGGUGCUACUGGAAACAAUAGCUGUCUCCUGGUUUUAUGGGAUACAGAGGUUCUCCCACGAUGUGAAAGCCAUGCUGGGCUUCACCCCGGGGAUGUUCUGGAAGGUGUGCUGGGUCGCCGUCAGCCCUGCCUUGUUGGCGUUCAUAGUUAUCAGCUCCCUCUUGGACCAGCCACCUCUGUCGCUCUUCGACUACCAGUACCCCGAGUGGAGCAUCUCAGUGGGGUACCUCAUAGAAGCAUCGUCCUUCAUCUGCAUCCCCUUCUACAUGGUGUACAAGCUCAUCUGGACACCAGGGUCUCUCAAGCAGCGCCUCGCCGUCUGCAUUUGGCCGGAGAAAACAACACGAGACCCCCGAGCAGACACAGUGUGCAUGUCACCUGUCCUGUAGCCCUCCCUCAGAGGCUGCACAUGCUUGCGGCAGCUCCCCGGCCGCCAGCUCCCGUCGUGUCCUGGCAUCUCAGCGGAAGCGGCACCACCAGCACGUGCUGGCAAACCGGACCCCGUUCUCGCUGCGGGCAGGAAAAACCUCUGAUCCACAGCAGGGAGAACGGGAUCCACCGCUGAGUCCCGUGGGCUGGAAGCAAAGGGGCCAAACUCCUCCGGUUUGGAGGUGAACCCCGACUCCCCGCGAAGACGGAGGUGCAGCUGCGAGUGCUGCUGCAGAGAGAUGGCGGUCUGACGGUACAAGCCGUGAACACGCCUCGCUUAGAGAUGCUGGCGACCUUGCUGUGCAAACCUGCUUGGCGUGAGCAGUGCAUGCCUUUAGCUGUGCCGUGAGUGAUGUGGAAAAUAAAGCUGAUAUCAGUUGUUAGAUCAGAGGAGGGAGAGGAGCCGGAGCUCGCCGUGCUGCGUUCACGAAGCACCGUGGUGCUGCUGAGAGCACAGGGCUGGGCUGGGGGAGGUGGGGGGCGGGGGCUGCCGCUGUCCUGACACCCGAAUACCUUGUUCUGUUGCAAAGAGCAGAAAGAAGUCCAGUAGAGAAACUGUGUGGCCCCUCGGGUCGCUCCCGGGACCGCGC
Molecule: messenger RNA, 2595 nt
Organism: Aquila chrysaetos chrysaetos
Lineage: Eukaryota; Metazoa; Chordata; Aves; Accipitriformes; Accipitridae
Product: sodium-dependent serotonin transporter-like
Exons: 12
Coding region: 1-1965 (654 amino acids)
Biological process (GO): sodium ion transmembrane transport; serotonin uptake
Cellular component (GO): neuron projection; membrane
Molecular function (GO): serotonin:sodium:chloride symporter activity; serotonin binding
Source: RefSeq, a predicted model, not a curated record